AUGUUUGACAGGAACAAUGUACAACCCUCACGAUCUACUUUGGCAGGUGGUAUCGAGAUCCUGGAAGAAAAUGCAGAUCAAGAAGUUGAAAAUGUACUAUACCGUGGAACACAAAAGGGUAUGAAAAGGCUAGAAAAAAGACAGAGAAGAGUAGCAUUGGGUGAUGUAACUUCUCAAAAGGCAAAUAAAAUACACAAUGCCAUUCAUAAUAAAUUUCAUCUGACGAGAAAUUACUUUGAUAAAGAGAAUAUACACUCACCAGCUAUACAAAAAGAACAGAAAAAUACAGGGGAUGACGAAAGGAACUGUCUAUUGGUUGAUAGUUCUGAUGAUUCUUUUACUGAUGAAGAACAGGGUGAUGAAUACGAUAUUGACGAUUUGCUAAGUAGGAGAAUAAAAGACCAGCAGCUUCAAACCAGUGAGGUCUAUGAAGAUUCCGAUGGAGAAAUGCAAGAGGCCAGUGAGGAGGAUGUUGAAAAUGCAGUUGAACCGUUAUCUCCUAUAAACAACGAUGAAAUUCAGAAUGAAUUGGACAAGGCAUUUGAAAAAUACUUUCAGUCGGUUCCAAAUCCACUAGAUGAUGACACUAAUGACGUGGUUAUGGUUGUGGAGUAUGCCUCGGAUAUAUUUUAUUACUUGAGGGAGCUUGAAGUAAAAUAUAGGCCGAAUCCGUAUUAUAUGCAAAAUCAAAUAGAACUGACAUGGCCAUUCAGGCGAACAAUGAUAGACUGGUUAGUUCAGCUGCACUUUAGGUUCCAGCUUCUGCCAGAAACAUUGUACCUGACGAUCAAUAUAGUAGAUAGGUUUCUAUCGAAGAAAACCGUCACUUUGAACAGGUUUCAACUGGUUGGCGUGUCUGCUUUAUUUAUUGCCGCCAAGUUCGAAGAAAUUAACUGUCCCACGUUGGAUGAUCUAGUUUACAUGCUGGAAAACACAUAUAGCAGAGAUGAUAUCAUUAAAGCAGAACAAUAUAUGAUAGACACUCUAGAAUUUGAGAUUGGUUGGCCAGGACCCAUGCCUUUUUUAAGAAGAAUAAGCAAGGCUGAUGAUUAUGAUUUUGAACCAAGAACAUUAGCAAAGUAUUUAUUGGAAACUACAAUAGUAGAACCAAGAUUAGUGGCUGCUGCUCCAAGCUGGUUGGCUGCUGGUGCGUAUUUCCUGAGCAAAAUAAUUCUUGGUUCGAAUGAUUGGUCUUUAAAGCAUGUAUUCUACUCAGGAUAUACAUCUAGUCAAAUAGUUCCUUUAGCGUCACUGAUAUUAGAAAACUGUAAAAAUGCAUCCCGACGUCAUCAUUCGGUUUGGAAAAAGUACUUUGAUCAAAAGCAUUAUCGCUGUUCUCAGAUUGUAGAAGAAUGGAUUCUUUCGACAGAAACUUAA
This is a messenger RNA of Saccharomyces mikatae IFO 1815, 1377 nucleotides long. It is a transcript of the gene CLB4, whose product is annotated as B-type cyclin CLB4. Gene Ontology annotation, molecular function: cyclin-dependent protein serine/threonine kinase regulator activity. Gene Ontology annotation, biological process: mitotic cell cycle phase transition; regulation of cyclin-dependent protein serine/threonine kinase activity. The record is from RefSeq and is a predicted model, not a curated record. The transcript has a single exon. Gene Ontology annotation, cellular component: centrosome; cyclin-dependent protein kinase holoenzyme complex; nucleus. Bases 1 to 1377 code for a protein of 458 amino acids. Lineage: Eukaryota; Fungi; Ascomycota; Saccharomycetes; Saccharomycetales; Saccharomycetaceae.